CUAUUUGGUGUUGGUUGUUCAAAGCUAAUACAAUUUCCCCUCAAAAAAUAAGUACUUCAAAUUCUCAAGCACCUGGGGUUCGAAUCACAGUAUAGACUUACCAGUUUGCACCCCUUCCCUCCCUUCCUUGCCAGACAGCCUUCUGGAGAAUUCCUGCUUUCAGUUUUGUAGAUAUGGCGGCAUCAUCAAGUAGUGGACUAACCUUCAAGCUUCAUCCUCUUGUAAUUCUCAACAUCUCCGAUCAUUUCACCCGAGUCAAGUCUCAAUUGCAGCUCCCAACUCACUCCAAUGGCGGCGAACCGUCGCCUCCGCCAAGGGUUUAUGGUUGUGUGAUUGGUGUUCAGAAGGGAAGAACUGUUGAGAUCUUCAAUAGUUUUGAGCUUUUAUAUGAUUCCGCCACUCAUUCGCUUGACCGCGGUUUCCUCGAAAAGAAGCAGGAACUUUAUAAGAAGGUUUUCCCAAAUUUUUAUAUAUUGGGGUGGUAUUCAACUGGGAUUGAUGCUCAAGAAUCUGAUAUGCAUAUACAUAAAGCUCUGAUGGAUAUCAACGAAAGUCCUGUUUAUGUCCUACUCCACCCUUCCAUCAACCAUGCACAAAAGGAUCUUCCAGUGACCAUCUUUGAAAGCGAGCUGCAUGUUAUUGAUGGUCUUCCACAGUUGAUCUUUGUUCGUUCAAGCUACACUAUCGAGACAGUAGAAGCGGAAAGGAUCUCAGUUGACCAUGUUGCACAUUUAAAACCAGCUGAUGGUGGAUCUGCCGCUACCCAAUUGGCUGCUCAUUUGACUGGUAUUCACAGUGCCAUAAAGAUGCUGAAUAGCCGAGUUAAAGUGUUGCUACAGUAUCUUUCUUCUAUGCAGAAAGGUGAAAUUCCUUGUGAGAAUUCACUGUUGAGACAAGUUUCAAGCCUUCUGCGGAGAUUACCUGCUAUUGAAUCUGUGAAAUUUCAAGAUGAUUUUCUGAUGGAAUACAAUGACACUGUGCUGGUUACUUAUCUUGCCAUGUUGACCAACUGCUCAAGUUCGAUGAAUGAGCUUGUCGACAAAAUCAAUACUGCAUAUGACAGGCAUGGUAGAAGGGGAGGACGAAGUGCUUUUAUAUGAGCGCAGCAGCGUCACAGGCAUCUUUUUUACUUGGAGCCGAGUUUUUGAUUCUGAAGAAGUCUAAUUCAUUCUGAAGCUGAUUUGGGAUCAGGAUUUUUGGUGUCUAUGAUUGAAAUAUGCGGCAAUCAAAACUAGAUUGUUAGAGAAGUUAGUUAUGCUCUUUGUUACAGGAUACUUCGACGGUGCAUUUCCUAGUAAUUUUUAGGUCUCCAUUUCAGCAAGGUGGUUUCCUAAGUGCAUUGUGUCUAUGAUUAUUUUUACUGUGGUGGGCCAAUUCAUGAGUUAUUUUGUGAAUAUUGUGAUGGAAACGGGUUAAGGCAGUUAAGCAAAAUUUCAGCGAGUUCUAGUGAAAUUGGUUUGGCAUCUCAAAUUAUUCCCUUUCA
Molecule: messenger RNA, 1483 nt
Organism: Chenopodium quinoa (quinoa)
Lineage: Eukaryota; Viridiplantae; Streptophyta; Magnoliopsida; Caryophyllales; Amaranthaceae
Product: COP9 signalosome complex subunit 6a-like
Exons: 10
Coding region: 174-1100 (308 amino acids)
Biological process (GO): protein deneddylation
Cellular component (GO): COP9 signalosome
Molecular function (GO): metallopeptidase activity; protein binding
Source: RefSeq, a predicted model, not a curated record